AUGCGAUAUCGAGCUGGGCAGCGGGCCUGGGAGGCGACAGUGGCGGCGCCUGUGAAUGAUGAAGCGAGGAAGCAGGAUUUGACGCCCUCGGAAGAGCAGGAGAGCGGGCGGUUCGACGUCAAGCCCAAUGAGGCGAUUCUCUUUUUCGAUAACUUGUUUCCCAUCAGACUCAGUUCGCUGUUGAGUCGUCAGGUAGAGACGGAUAGACACGUGUCAGACCUACUCAAGCGCUUCAACAGCUCCUCUUUGGGGAUCAUGGAUCCCAUUCAAUUGGUAAAGAGGGCCAUACCAAAGAACUUGCCUAUCAAGGUGACAGAGAUUCUGCCGCGACUCAAAGACGGUGGAGCCUUUGUCAAAUUUGAGUACGAUUCUAGCCUGAGUGUAUCGGAGAUUGAAGCCAAGCUGCUAAACAAGCUUAAAGAAGAGCCCAUCAAACCGUGGUUCAAUCCGUUUCGCGGAAUCAAAGCUCGUACUGUCCGCGGCGUUCCCUGGUUAGAGGAUCUUCAUCGCUACCCCUCCCAGAUGCUCAUGGUCGAAUUUGUCCCCCCUGAACCGGGUGCCGCUGCUGAAGAGCUUCCCGAAGAGGUUCUCUAUAGCUUGUUCCGUCGAUACGGCAAAAUUGCAGACAUUAUCCCUCAGCCUGCUGAUUCAAAGCUCACGCCGAGAUAUGCUCAGAUUGGCUUUCCUGGGUUACGUGAUACUAUCAUGGCUCGAAACUGUCUGCAUGGUUUUGUCGUCAACGAAGCUCAGGGAGGUGGCAAGAACGGAACCAAACUGCGGCUCUCUUACGUGCAGAAGGAAAAGGCCCACAGCAUCUGGAACUGGCUUACAACACAUCCCCGAAUUGUCAUUCCAAUCGUGGCGGCUCUCAUCGCAGGUGUCUCAGUCGUCAUCUUUGAUCCUAUCCGAGAGUUCUUCAUCACAGUACAUGUACAGCACUCUCUUCGCUACACUGACUGGAGGAUUUACAAGUGGUUCAAGUCACAGGCGGGUACCUUUUCUUUCUACAGGAAAGAAGAGCAUAUAGAAGGCCUUGGCACAAUAUGGAAACACCGCAAAGACCUCAUUGAGCAGCUUCAAAGCUGGCUGGACGGCAGCUCCGAUACUUUUAUUGUCGUCACUGGUCCCAGAGGCUCAGGAAAGGCAGAGAUGGUAAUGACCCAAACUCUGAACGACCGCAAGAAUGUAGUCCUCAUCGACUGCAAGCCCAUUAUAGAAGCCAAUGGUGAAGCUGGUACAAUCAAGAGGCUUGCAGCCGCAGUUGGAUAUCGCCCGGUAUUCUCGUGGGCAAACAACAUUAGCAGCAUGAUUGAUCUUGCGGUUCAGGGCACAACUGGUGUCAAGUCUGGAUUUUCCGAGACUCUGGAAUCGCAGCUAAACAAGAUCUUGCAUACUACUGCUUCAGCUCUCAAGAGCGUCGCACUUUCGGCUCGACACAAGUCAGACAAGGACGCCAGUCUCUCCGAAGAUGCCUACUUGGAAGCGCACCCGGAGCAGCGACCAAUCAUUGUUGUUGACAACUUCCUCCAUAAAAAUGAAGAGUCUAGCAUUGUCUAUGACAUGAUUGCGGAGUGGGCAGCGACUAUAGUGCAGAAUAACGUUGCCCACGUUGUAUUCCUCACCAGCGACUCCGCUUACUCAAAGUCACUCACAAAAGCUAUGCCAGACCGAGUUUUCCGCACCCUAUCACUGGGCGACUUGGAUGUCGAUGUCGCAAAGAACUUUGUCGUCACCCGCGUAGAAGAGGGUCUAAAACGUGAGGCUCUAGAAGAAGCGGAACAAGGCAUAGACGAGAAGCAACAAUCCAAGCGACCGAACAUGGCUGGACUGGACGAAGGCAUAAGGGUGCUGGGAGGCCGUCUGACAGACCUUGAGUUUCUCGCUCGACGACUCAAGGCGGGACAAGCUCCUCGCGAGGCAGUGGAAGAAAUCGUCACUGAAGAUGCGACAGACAUUGUCAAGAUGUAUCUUCUUGGAAGGACAGCCGACGCGGACAGGAGAUGGUCUACCGAACAAGCGUGGCACCUGAUCAAAGCCCUCGCCGAUAAUCCGACUUUGCGAUACCACCAAGUCCUUCUCACACCCACAUUUGCCUCUUCCCUCACCUCCUUUGCAAACGACGGAGAAGCCGCCAUCGAGAGCCUUGCCGGCGCCGAGCUCAUCACAGUCAACACCCACCAGGGACGACCUCAGACCAUCACGGCUGGCAAACCGCUCCACCAGGCGGCAUUCGGCGUGCUCGUCAAGGACCGCGUGCUUCGCGCAAAGAUGGACUUGGCGGUGCUGACUGAAAUGUCAAAGGUGGAGGCCAAGAACAUUGAUGCCGUGGAAAAGGAGCUGCAGCUGCUGGGCGGCCUGCCACGACAUACGGGAGAGUCGGCGGGUCGGGUCAUGUAUCUGCUGAGCAAGUUGGAUGUGGGACAGAGAAAGAUUGCAAAGAUGGAUUAUGAGAUGGCGGGCUUGAAGAAGAUUCUGAAUGAGGAGUUUUGAUUUGGUUGUUUUUCUGAGAGAGAUGCCAUGGCGAUGCUCCUUGUAUGUACUGUAUUAUAUAGUAAAUAAGCCACUAUUCUGCCUC
Messenger RNA from Trichoderma atroviride IMI 206040, 2575 nucleotides. RefSeq lists its product as uncharacterized. The record is from RefSeq and is a predicted model, not a curated record. Gene Ontology annotation, cellular component: mitochondrial inner membrane. NCBI's taxonomy places the organism in Eukaryota, Fungi, Ascomycota, Sordariomycetes, Hypocreales, Hypocreaceae. Gene Ontology annotation, molecular function: nucleic acid binding.